UUUAACGAAAUACUUCUAUACUAUAAUCAAAUAAAUAUUGUAUAAAACCAGAGGAUAUACUAAUUGUAAUCGAUUUGUGGGCAGUAAUUAUUGUUUUAAAACAAAAUGUCUAUUUCAAAUUUUUAUGAAAAUCAAGAAAUUUUCAUUACUGGAGGUUCCGGUUUUGUUGGUAAAGCUCUAAUUGAAAAACUAAUACGGUCUUUUCCGAAAUUUUCAAAAAUGUACGUUUUAAUGCGCAGCAAAAAAGGUAAAUCGGCCGAAGAACGAUUACAAGAGAUUUUAAAUACGUCCGCAUUUGAACGUGCAAGAAAUGAGCAACCGCAAGCAAUUUCGAAUAUAAUACCCAUUGCUGGAGAUUGUCAAGAGUUGGGACUGGGUAUAAGCAGUGAGGAUUUUGAGAAAAUGAAGAAUGUUACUUUGGUCUUUCAUUCAGCGGCCAGCGUUCGUUUCGAUGAUCACUUAAGGUCGGCCAUAUUAUUAAAUACACGUGGCACUCACGAAUUGGUUAAACUUGCUACAAAAUUAAAGCAUUUAAAGGCGUUUGUACAUAUUUCAACAACAUAUUCGAAUCCCGAUAGGCAAAUAGUUGAAGAAAGGAUAUAUCCAGCUUAUGCAGAUUGGCGUACCACAAUCAAGCUGGCCGAGACUUAUGAUGUGGAAACUUUGAAUGUAUUUUUUUCGAAAUACAGUUCGGAACAACCCAAUACGUACACAUUUACAAAAAGUUUAGCCGAACAUAUAAUAAACGAUUAUCGUCAUCAAUUGCCUAUAAUGGUCUUUAGACCAUCUAUAGUUGUUUCAAGUAUUGAAGAACCAAUUCCCGGUUGGGUUGAUAAUUUCAAUGGACCCCUUGGAAUGUUGGUGGCUUGCGGCAUUGGCCUUUUGCGUACAAAUCACGCUGAUCCAGAUAUUGUUACGGAUGUCAUACCAGUUGAUGUCACUGUUAGAAGUCUGCUUAUAUCAGCCUUUAAAUUGGCAACCACCCAAAGAAACCUCAGACCGAUUUCGGACGAAGUGGAAGUUAUUAAUUGUGCAAAUGCUUCCAUCAAUUGUAUAACUCUUGGUGAAAUCAUUAAACUUGGGAAAAUUCAAAUUCGAAAGAAUCCAUUUGAGAAAUGUCUCUGGUUGCCGGAAGGUAGUAUAACAAGAUGUGUAGUAUGGCAUUAUAUACGGUUUUUCACCUUGCAAAUUGGUUUGGCAUUAAUAGUUGAUGUCAUUUUACGUUUGGCCAAUCAAAAGCCAUUCCUGUUAAAAUUACAACGACGUAUUUAUGCAGCAAACAUUGCCCUAUAUGUAUUCAUUACAACUGAAUGGAAAUUCUGUAAUGAAAACUUUAUAAAAUUGGAAAAUCUUAUACCAACUGAAGAUUAUAAAAAACUGGGCUUUAUGUGUUAUUCGAAUAUCAAUCAUGAGGAAUUUGUAUCAUAUGGAAUUAGAGGAGCCAAACAAUUUCUAUUGAAUGAACCAGCAGAGGCCUCAAGUCAAGCAAAAAUGCGUUUGAAAAUAUUUAUAGUUCUCCAUUAUUUAAUACAAUUCAUUGGCGUUUUAUUCAUUGGCAAAUUUUUGAUACGUUAUUUGCAGAGCUUUUUCUAAAAGUCAUUUAAACUUAAAGUAAUACACAAAUUAAAUAAAUAAGUUUUAAUUAAAAUUUAAAA
Calliphora vicina (urban bluebottle blowfly) is the source of this 1655-nucleotide messenger RNA. RefSeq names its product putative fatty acyl-CoA reductase CG5065. NCBI's taxonomy places the organism in Eukaryota, Metazoa, Arthropoda, Insecta, Diptera, Calliphoridae. Gene Ontology annotation, biological process: long-chain fatty-acyl-CoA metabolic process. Bases 106 to 1593 code for a protein of 495 amino acids. The transcript has 7 exons. The record is from RefSeq and is a predicted model, not a curated record. Gene Ontology annotation, molecular function: alcohol-forming very long-chain fatty acyl-CoA reductase (NADP+) activity. Gene Ontology annotation, cellular component: peroxisome.